This is a messenger RNA of Camelina sativa (false flax), 993 nucleotides long. NCBI's taxonomy places the organism in Eukaryota, Viridiplantae, Streptophyta, Magnoliopsida, Brassicales, Brassicaceae. The record is from RefSeq and is a predicted model, not a curated record.
AUGUCUGGUUCAAACUCUCCUGCCUCUGUUUCAGAGACCAUCGUUGUCUCUCCCUCCUCUACACUCGUUAAUGUUAACAUGAUGAAUGUUACGAAACUGACGGCAUCCAACUUUCUCAUGUGGAGCCGCCAAGUUCACGCACUCCUCGAUGGUUAUGAUCUCGCUGGUUACAUCGACGGAUCUCUCACCGUCCCGCCGCUGACAGUUACUGCGGCUGAUUUUUUCUUUGCCAAUCCUGACUUUGUGGUGUGGAAGAGACAAGAUCGGUUGAUCUACAGUGCACUUUUAGGCGCCAUCUCCAUCUCUGUCCAGCCGAUCCUCUCCAAGGCAGUCACGGCUCAAGACAUAUGGACCACUCUCUCGUCUACUUAUGCCAACCCCAGCCAUGGUUUUACCAUCCGCUUUGACCAACUUGCUCUCCUUGGGAAACCAGUGGAACAUGAAGCUCAGAUUGAGUUCAUCCUUGAAGGUCUCUCUGAAGAUUACAAAACCACGAAACUUGCUACGAAGGCGGCACUCACGUCGUCUCUUCCAGCGACUGCUAAUGUUGCGACCUACCGUGGAAACAACUCCUCUCGUCCUCAUGGCCGCAACAACAAUCGCAACAACCACACCGACAACAACUGGUCACCUAAUCCGCAACACCAACACCAACAAUACUCACCGCGUCCAUAUCAAGGCAAAUGUCAAAUCUGUGGGGUCUAUGGUCAUAGUGCUCGUCGGUGUUCUCAACUCCAGCUUCCGCCCAUGCCAUACAGCUCCAACCAGUCGUCCGUGUCGUCUGUCACUCCUUGGCAGCCGCGGGCUCAUUUAGCAACGACUCAACAGUACAAUCCGGGGAAUUGGUUGCUGGAUACUGGUGCUACACAUCAUCUCACAUCCGACUUGAACAACCUCGCACUUCAUCAGCCUUACACUGGGGGUGAAGAAGUCACUACUGCUGAUGGCUUAGGGAUGCCUAUUUCCCACACUAGUUCUGCCUUAAUGCAUUAA